Molecule: messenger RNA, 2470 nt
Organism: Onychomys torridus (southern grasshopper mouse)
Lineage: Eukaryota; Metazoa; Chordata; Mammalia; Rodentia; Cricetidae
Gene: Kifbp
Product: kinesin family binding protein
Exons: 7
Coding region: 82-1935 (617 amino acids)
Molecular function (GO): protein binding
Source: RefSeq, a predicted model, not a curated record
GUAAGUGAAGUGUCGUCGCAACGCGCAGGCCUCCGCUGUCUGGUCCUCGGGCGGCGAGGCGGGCCGUGUACUGUGGCCGCGAUGGCGGGCACCCCGGGGCCAGAGAUCCGGGAAAAGUUCCAGGCGGCGCUGGCCCUGUCGCGGAUGGAGCUGCACAAGAACCCGGAGAAGGAGCCGUACAAGUCUAAGUACGGCGCGCGCGCCCUGUUGGAGGAGGUGCGCGCGCUGCUGGGCCCGGCGCCCGAGGACGACGACGAGCGGGCUGCCGAUGACGGGCCGGGGGACCAGGCCCUGGGCGCGGCUCAGCCGCGGGACGCCGAGGGCCCGGGGGAGCAGCGGGCGCUGCGGCUCGCGGUGAUCGAGUUCCACCUUGGCGUGAACCACAUCGACACGGAGGAACUGUCUGCUGGAGAGGAGCAUCUGGUCAGGUGCCUGUCGCUGCUGCGCCCUUUCCGCCUGUCGCUCGGCUGCGUCUCUCUCUACAUCCAGGCGCAGAAUAACCUGGGCAUCCUGUGGUCUGAAAGAGAAGAGAUUGAAACUGCACGGACCUACCUGGAGUCAUCAGAAGCUUUGUACAAUCAGUACAUGAAAGAGAUUGGGAGCCCGCCGCUUGACCCAACUGAGCAUUUUCUUCCUGAAGAAGAGAAACUUACUGAACAAGAGAGAUCCAAAAGAUUUGAGAAGGUUUAUACUCACAACCUGUAUUACCUGGCUCAAGUCUACCAGCACAUGGAAAUGUUUGAGAAAGCUGCUCAUUACUGCCACAGCACACUAAAGCGCCAGCUGGAGCACAAUGCCUACCAUCCCAUGGAGUGGGCCAUUAACGCUGCUACACUGUCGCAGUUCUACAUCAAUAAGCUCUGCUUUAUGGAAGCCCGACAUUGUCUGUCUGCUGCUAAUGUAAUUUUUGCUCAAACUGGAAGACUCCCAGCUAUAGAAGACACUCCUGAAGCUGAAGGAGACGCGCCGGAGCUGCACCGUCAAAGGAGAGGGGAGAUAGCAAGAUGCUGGAUCAAGUACUGCUUGUCUCUGCUGCAGAACGCCCAGCUCUCCAUGCAGGACAACAUUGGAGAACUUGAUCUUGACAAGCAGUCAGAACUCAGAGCAUUACGGAAGAAGGAGCUCGACGAGGAGGAGAGCCUCAGGAAAAGGGCUGUACAGUUUGGAACCGGCGAGUUGUGUGAUGCCAUCUCUGCAGUGGAGGAGAAAGUGAGAUACUUGAGACCGUUAGAUUUUGAAGAAGCCAGGGAACUUUUCCUCCUGGGUCAACACUAUGUGUUUGAGGCGAAAGAGUUCUUCCAGAUUGAUGGGUAUGUUACUGACCAUAUCGAAGUUGUCCAGGACCACAGUGCACUGUUCAAGGUGCUGGCAUUCUUUGAGACUGACAUGGAGAGGCGGUGCAAGAUGCACAAGCGCAGGAUAGCCAUGCUAGAGCCCCUGCUUGUGGACUUGAAUCCCCAGUAUUACCUGUUGGUCAACAGGCAGAUUCAGUUUGAAAUCGCACACACUUACUAUGACAUGAUGGAUUUGAAGGUUGCCAUUGCUGACAAGCUCAGGGAUCCUGACUCACACAUUGUGAAAAAAAUAAACAGCCUGAAUAAGUCUGCACUCAAGUACUACCAGCUCUUCCUAGACUCUCUGAGGGACCCAAAUAAAGUAUUUCCUGAGCACAUCGGGGAGGACGUUCUCCGCCCUGCCAUGUUGGCUAAGUUCCGAGUAGCUCGACUUUAUGGCAGAAUCAUCACUGCAGACCCCAAGAAAGAGCUAGAAAACUUGGCAACAUCUUUGGAACAUUACAAGUUUAUUGUUGAUUACUGUGAAACUCACCCCGAGGCUGCCCAGGAAAUAGAAGUUGAGUUAGAACUUAGUAAAGAGAUGGUCAGUCUUCUCCCAACAAAAAUGGAGAGAUUCAGAACCAAGAUGGCCCUGACUUAAGCCUUGGUUCAAAGGAAAGGAAACAUACAACCUGGAGCAAUUUCUCCUCCAUCCACCCUAGAGAGCGAGCCCAGCUCCAUGGCCACCUUCACACCAGAGCCAGAGGAACGCACUCUGAGCUCAAAUGCAGUCAGGUACCUGAGGCUAUGCUAGGACCUAAGCCACACAACGUUCAUUAAUAAUUUACACCUAAUUAUGUAAUUGCCUUGCUAAGUGACAGGUGUUUUGCAUUUUUGAGCACUCUCUCGUUUUCCUGUUUAAAUGCUAACUGUUAAGCCCUCUGCUGACUAGUGCUUGUUAGGUUUCACACUCGAAACAACUCUGGGGAGUGUGUCUGUGGAAGAGCCUGUUACUGAGACGGAUUUGAGAAAGCUACUUCCUGUAGUCAUUCUGUGUAAAAUACUUUCUUAAUACAGCUUUCCCUUCUGAAAAUACUAAAAAUGUUGUAAAAUGGUUUCUCUUAAUUAUAAGACAAAAGGCCUUGCACAUAAUAAAUGUUCUUGUUUCAACUAGUAAACACUUUUAUUACCCCUUC